AUGCUUAAUAAGUUUUGGUCUCAUGAAAGGGUUCCUGAAGUUUAUACUGAGAAGAGUUCAGAACAGGAACUCUGCGAACAGACAUUUUUAAAUACUGUUAAAUUGGAAAAUAAUCAAUUUGAAGUAGCCAUACCCUUAAAAUUACCCCUCUCAGAAGUUGAUGAAACUCUGGGUGAAUCAUUUAAAUUUGCAGUCAAAAGAUUUAAUAAUUUAGAAAAGAAAUUGCAUUCUAACCCUCAAUUAUUUAUAAAAUAUCAGCAAUUUAUCCAUGAAUAUUUAUCACUCAAACAUGCCCAUUAUGUGGAUAUUGAGUGCUAUGACUCGAAUAGAAGUCCAGUGUACUUUCUUCCCCAUCACGCAGUCAUUAACAUGAAUAGUAAAACAACCAAACUGCGAGUUGUUUUUGAUGGGUCUAUGAAAACAAAUAAGAAAAUUUCAGUAAAUGACUUACAAUCAAAUGGGCCUGUGGUCCAGCGUGAGUUAUUCGAUAUAAUUUUAUUAUUUAGAUUAGGCAAGUUUACAUUCACUGCUGACAUCAAACGUAUGUUCCGGAAUGUAAAAGUAAAUCCUAAAUUUACCUCUCUCCAAAAUAUACUCUGGAGGGACGACCCUAAUGAACCCAUAAGGUGCAUUAGACUAGAUACAGUUACAUAUAGUUUAAAGACAUCAAAUUAUUUAGCCACGCGUUGUUUACACGAGUUAGCGAUUAGACAUCAGGACACAUAUCCUCUAGCAUCCGCAAUAAUAAUAAACAAUAUUUAUGUUGAUGACAUCAUUUAUUCUGACAAUGACUUGAAAACUACUCUUGAUGCAAAAGACCAAUUGUGCAAUUUACUCAGUUUAGGAAGUUUCUUUACUCACAAAUGGUCUUCAAAUGAUGAUAGAAUUUUGUCUAAUAUUUCAUUGAGUGAACAACAGUUUGAUAGUCGAGAUCUUAGUGAAAAUAAUUAUACUAUGAAAACAUUAGGAUUAUGCAUCAAUAUAAAAAAAGAUCAGUUUGUAAUUUCAUCUCCGGAGCCAUUUGAAUCUACACAUGUUACAAAAAAAAGAAUACUAAGCUAUAUAGGUAGGUUCUAUGAUCCUAUGGGCUUUGUAAGCCCCAUUGUAGUGACAGCAAAAGCUAUCAUGCAAAAACUAUGGAUAUCAGAUACUAAUUGGAAUGAUAGUCCACCUCCACAUAUUCUCCAGGAGUGGCUUCAGUUCACUAGUGAUCUAGCUAUGAUGGAACCUCUGUUACUAGAUAGAAAUAUAGACAUUUCAGAAGCACAUACGGUUGAACUGAUCGGCUUUGCAGAUGCUUCGAGUACGACUGCCUACGGUUGCUGUGUGUAUCUACGAUACAUAUGUUCAUCAGGUACUGCUUAUACACAUUUACUCUGUUCCAAAUCAAGAAUAAAUCCCAUUCAUAAAAAAGACUCGACAGUUCCCAGAUUAGAACUUAAUGCUGCGCUUUUACUUUCAAAAUUAAUAAUGAAAACACAUGAAGUUUUAAAGCUUAAAACGCAUAUAAAGAAUAUUUAUCUGUUUAGCGAUUCUCAAAUCGUUCUUGCAUGGCUAAAAACCGAGUCAUUGAAGCUUGAAGCUUACGUGGCGAACAGAGUGAAUGUUAUUCGUCAAAACACAGCUAGGUGGCGCUGGCUAUUUGUCAGCUCUACUGAAAACCCAGCCGAUAUCAUCAGCAGAGGAGCAAGACCGAGCGAGCUGAAAGACAAUAAGUUUUGGUGGCACGGCCCUGCAUUCCUACGAAACAGUGAGUACAAUUUUUUGUUGGAUGAUAAUAAUAAGGUGCCUGCUGAAUUGCCUGUUGAAGUAAACCCCUGCUUGUCAUUCUCCAGCAACUUGGUCUAUCAAAAUGUCAAUCCGCUUGCAUAUAUCAUUGAACGAUUACAUAAAUACUCAGAUAUAAAUAAAAUAAUCAGGCUUCUUGCAUAUAUAUUGAGAUUUUUAAAUAACAUAAAUAAAAAUAAUAGUAAAAUUAAGUCAAAUUUUCUAAGUACUUCUGAAUUAAAUAAUGCGUUAAUGACCUUAAUUAAAUACGAGCAAAAUAAAUUAUUUCAAUCUGUUAUCGAUUCUAUAACUAAGGGAAACAAUGUGAAAGGCAAUUUAUCAAAUCUUUAUCCUUUCAUUGACGAGCUAGGACUUUUAAGAGUAGGUGGUAGGCUACACUAUGCUGAUAUAGCUUUUACUCAGAAACAUCCCAUCAUUUUACCCAAAGGCUCCUAUAUUACCUACUUGCUUAUAAGAAGUGAACAUGAAAAAUUGCUACAUGCAGGACCCAAGCUUGUGCUUGCGAAUUUAAAUCAAAGAUUUUGGAUUGUCAAUGGCUUGUUUGAAGUUAAGAAAGUUACACACAAAUGCAUAACCUGUUUUAGGAACAAAGCUACAGUUGCCAGGCAGCUAAUGGGCUCUUUGCCUCGAAAUCGAGUAACUGUCACUAGUAGACCGUUUGAAAAAGUCGGAGUGGAUUUUGCUGGUCCGAUAGAGGUUAAACUCUCGCGCGUUAGGCGAUCCUUAAUAGGCAAGGGUUAUAUCUGCGUAUUCGUGUGUUUCACAACAAAGGCUGUUCAUUUGGAACUUGCCUCAGAUUUAACCACUGAAACCUUCCUAGCAUGCUUAAGAAGACUUAUUUCUAGACGCGGACUGCCACUGAUAUUCACUGCGAUAAUGCUAGUACAUUUAAAUGCGCACGGUAUCGAUUAG
This is a messenger RNA of Achroia grisella, 2700 nucleotides long. RefSeq lists its product as uncharacterized. The record is from RefSeq and is a predicted model, not a curated record. The coding region runs from base 1 to 2700 and encodes 899 amino acids. The transcript has a single exon. Gene Ontology annotation, molecular function: nucleic acid binding. NCBI's taxonomy places the organism in Eukaryota, Metazoa, Arthropoda, Insecta, Lepidoptera, Pyralidae.